GGGAGAGAGAGCAUGGGAUGCCGUAGACAAAAAGGUAGAGUUGAAACCUAGACAGAAGAAAAUACAACUCUUUAGAGUACGCUUGUUUUUCUCUUUUAGUAACCUUCGGAAUAGUUACCAUCUGCACAAUUCUUUAUAUGAAAACCCGAGUCUGGACAAAAUUGUAGAACACACACGAGAACUAGAGCAGAUAAACACUGUGUCUGCUCUAGAAGACAUUUUAGUGCCAUUAGGAGAGAAAAACCUUGCCUUUUCACAUUAGAAUUAGAACAAAACCACAAAUGCUGCUUAGAGAAACCAUUCGCAAGACCAGGGUUUUAUUUCACAAGACCCUCCGAAGCUUCAAGUCUGUCAUCUUUGGAGGGUACCAAAAACUACCCAGAUCUCUCUCCUUCAAUCCGUUUCUCGGUCGCAGUGGCAAUGCAAGAACUUACACAAGCGAGCAAUUCUACAACGAGUUUUAUGACAUGCUGCAGUCUGAUCUGAACAGAAUAAAGAGGAGUGAUAGCAAUAGCAUGAACAGGUCAAGAGAUCAUGCAAUUGGAGAUGCCGCAGCAAACACUGAAAUCCUUACCAAGCAAAGUUCGCAAAAGAGCAUUGCUGAAGAGGGAGUAGUACUGAAAGAGAAGAAAAGCAAAGGGAGCUGUGAAUUGGGAAAGAAGGAAUGCUUGAAUAAUUCAAAAAGCAUUAACGAGGGAGUUCAUGAUUUGACGCAAAAGAUGAAGGAAUUGGAGAUGAUGGAUACGGGUGAUGUUGAGCACGUGCUAGACAUUGAAGAAGCACUUCACUACUAUUCACGCCUUAAAAGUCCUGUUUAUUUAGACAUCGUGGACAAGUUCUUCAUGGACAUGCACUCUGAAUUCUCUGUUCAAGACUCCUCUAUCAGUGUCAAACGCUCAAAGUCGAAGGGAAGACUUGGCUCAAUCAGGCUAUAGAUAAGAUAAUUUUAAUGUAAAGAAUGUUCUAGUAUACAUGAAACCUAGCUGUUUUGUUUUACUAUUUUGUGUCUCUGAUUUUUACUUCUCCCAGUGUGGUGCUGAGCGAUUUUGAGUUUGUUUGGUGAGAAUUCCCGCUAUUUCUACUCUUUUUUUUAGUUUCUGGUUGUUUUCAAUGUUGAAUUGAAUCUAUAUUGUACAAUAUAAAGACGAAUUACUUGGUAAUAAUAUCUAGCCCUGUUUGUCAAUUUA
Messenger RNA from Glycine soja, 1187 nucleotides. RefSeq lists its product as uncharacterized. The transcript has a single exon. Lineage: Eukaryota; Viridiplantae; Streptophyta; Magnoliopsida; Fabales; Fabaceae. Bases 282 to 935 code for a protein of 217 amino acids. The record is from RefSeq and is a predicted model, not a curated record.